GGGCCGUCCUCACAUGUGCCUUCUGCAAUGUUACUACCCACGCAUCGGUGCUCGCUGGUACAAAUCAUUAUAAUUACCUAGUACCCCGUGCACUCACCAUUCUCCCCUGGUUUUAAUCACAAGAUUUUAUCCAGGAUUGACACUGCGAACCUAAAGACUCCGCCGCUUUGGACCGCGGUUACCCCAGACCGGGCCUUACUUGACUAACUUGUUAGUCAUUAGCGCCCCCAUCUGCUGACCGUCUCAAAUGCGGAGUAACUAGCUAGUUACUGCUUAUUAUCAUUCCCCGUGCCAACUCAUCUUCAAGGCUUCGUUAUUUAAUCUGUUAGGGGCUACUGCAACAAGACACCUACAGCAUCUGACUCGCGUCCUUGUUUGUUGAGACCCGUGGAUGCUUAUAUACUACUCCUGAACUACCCUUCUCAUUCUACGUCAUGAAGGGUCGGGUAGCGUUUGCGCUGAGCGCAGUCGCUUCAUCUGCCUUGGCCUCUGUGAUCCCGCAGCAGCAAGUAUUGACGAAUCCGCAAAUUCAUCAUGCGGAAGAGAAAUAUCUAAUUGAGCUGGCCCCUUAUCGGACACGAUGGGUGACGGAAGAGGAAAAAUGGGCGCUUAAGUUGGACAGCGUCAACUUCAUUGAUAUCACUGCGGAGCGGAAUACCGGUGUCUAUUCUAGUCUAGAUGCUGCUCCUACCGUUUCCUACCCACCAAAGAUGGAACAUUCCGAGCAAGUCUCCGCGCUUUCGCAGCGCCUGUCCAAGGACAACAUGAAGAACAACCUGGAAAAGUUUACUUCGUUCUACACUCGAUACUACAAGUCCCAAACGGGUGUGGAGUCAGCGCAGUGGCUCUUCGACCAAAUCCAGCAGGUUCUUGCGGAGUCGGGCGCCAUCGACCACGGGGCUACCGUCAACAAAUUCGCUCAUUCAUGGGGCCAGUUCAGUAUCAUUGCUCGCAUCCCCGGCCAGACCAACAGGACUGUCGUGCUGGGCGCCCAUCAGGACAGCAUCAACCUGUUCCUCCCCUCCCUCCUGGCUGCGCCAGGUGCUGAUGACGAUGGCAGUGGAACUGUCACUAUCCUGGAGUCCAUGCGUACUCUGCUGCAGUCAGAUGACAUGGUCCAAGGGAACGCACUCAACACGGUCGAGUUUCACUGGUACUCAGCCGAGGAGGGCGGCAUGCUGGGCUCGCAGCAGAUCUUCUCCAAAUAUAAAGACUACAAGCGGGAUGUCAAGGCCAUGCUUCAGCAAGACAUGACGGGCUACACCAAAGGGGCUCUGAGCGCUGGUCGGGAAGAAGCCAUCGGGGUCAUGGUCGACUAUGUUGACCAGGGACUGACCACAUUCAUGAAGAAUGUCAUCGCCGAGUACUGCGAUAUUGGCUUUAUAGAGACGAAGUGUGGCUACGCCUGCUCGGACCACACCUCAGCUACACCGAACCGAUAUUCCAAAUCCGGACCAUCCUACGUCAUCAUGGAGUUGACCAAACCCUACGGGAAAGAACUCCAGAUCGCCUGUCUAGCUGUCCAGAGAGCUACGCUUCUGACCAAGGAAGUGCUCCGGGCGGUAGACAAGGGCAGCCUCGACAAAAGCGACUCGAGCCCGGUCACCAUCGCCGAUUUUGCCGCCCAGGCACUGAUCAUCGCCGCCGUGCAUCGGAAUUUCCCCCAAGACACCUUUGUGGGCGAGGAGGAUGCGACGGCCCUCCGGAACAAUCAGAACCUCCUCGAGAGGACCUGGCAGCUGGUCUCCUCGGUCCAUCUCGACGACCCGGAGAGUGAAGCGCUGUUAUAUACCCCGGCCACCAAGGAUGAGAUGCUUCAGCUGAUUGACCUGGGCGCCCAGGGCAGCUGUGCCCGUCAGGGUCGCACCUGGGUUUUGGAUCCCGUGGACGGCACGGCGACCUUCAUACAAGGCCAGCAGUAUGCUGUGUGCCUUUCUUUGGUGGAAAACGGGUGCCAACGGCUGGGCGUCACGGGAUGCCCGAACCUGAACAUCGACGCGGGUCGGAUACAGGAGGACGUUGUGGAUCGAGAGGGCUACGGCUACCAGGUGUAUGCGGUCGCCGGAAAAGGCGCGUUCCUCCGUAAGAUGGGCAGGACGAGCCUACUUCCGUCUACACGCAUCGAGCCCAAGCGGCAGAUUACCGAACCCCAGGAUAUCGUGAUGGUGGAUUGCAUGGCAGCCGAGUCGACCGACUUCGACAAGCAUAGCCGUUUUGCGUCUCUCAUCGGCGCACCCUGGCCCCCUACAACGGAUCUCUGGGCUACACAGCUGCGGUACAUUGCGAUCGCCGUGACGGGCUGCAACUGUUUGGUGAAGUUGCCGCGCAAGCCCACCUACCGAUCGAAGAUCUGGGACCAUUCGGGCGGGAUGCUGAUCGCCCAGGAAUUAGGGUGCGUCGUGAGCGAUCUUGCCGGGAACCCGGUUGACUGUGGGCUGGGAAGAUCCUUGGAGGGAUGCUACGGUAUGAUUGUUGCGCCCGCUUCUAUCCACGGUCGUCUGGUCGAGGCAGUGAAACGUAUUACUUAAGUCCCGGAGGAGACGAAGUGACACGUUGAAGGAGGACAAGACCACACUGUGCUGGCUCGCAGGGAAACAAAACAAAGGAAACCAGGUAUUAAGCGAAACAUAUGGAAUCAUCACGCAUAUCGCUGUCCAGCGGAUCUGCUGUACGCCGUUAGUAGAGUAGUGGUGAGCAGGGCCGUGCGCAGAUCGACGACAUGGGGAAGUUGGUCAGUCUCGCAUAUCCAACAGUACACCCAGCUCCUCCAUGGGCUCCAGUUCAACCCCAUCAGUAGUUGGCUCCUGUAGCACGCUGGAUGUAGAGAAAUUCCUGCAAAUCGCCCGCCAACUUGUUCUUGACCUAGGACCCAGCCAUGCUUCC
Aspergillus campestris IBT 28561 is the source of this 2883-nucleotide messenger RNA. Its product is annotated as carbohydrate phosphatase. The record is from RefSeq and is a predicted model, not a curated record. Gene Ontology annotation, biological process: sulfate assimilation. Gene Ontology annotation, molecular function: 3'(2'),5'-bisphosphate nucleotidase activity. The coding region runs from base 435 to 2528 and encodes 697 amino acids. The transcript has 4 exons. NCBI's taxonomy places the organism in Eukaryota, Fungi, Ascomycota, Eurotiomycetes, Eurotiales, Aspergillaceae.